AAGUUCAUUUCUAGAUUUAAUAUAAAAGAUACACUUCAGGAAACCUUUAGUUUACUUUAUACCACCUCGGUUUAAUAACCAUUUCAAAAUGAAUAUACUGUUAUUCGCAUUAUGUUUGGCUGUGGUAAUCAUCGGCUGUAACUCCCAAUUACUGGGAAAGUUGUUUGGCGUAGCAGAAAAUGCAGUAGUAAGAACACUAAAGUAUGACAACAGCAACAAUGGUAGCGGCAAUUACGAGUUCAAAUAUGAACAAUCUGAUAAGACUAAGCAUGAGCAAACGGGUCUACUUAAAAAUGCGGACGGCCUCAAUCCGUUUGUGAUCGCGAAAGGAUUUUACGAGUGGAUUUCACCUGAAAACAAGAAAUACCAUGUCCAGUAUGAAGCUGAUGAAAAUGGAUACCGGUCGGAAUUAGAAGAGGGUCCCGGAGUUCCCCCCGUUGUUGCCAGUACUUUGCUUGGCAGAUAAUUUAAUAUGUACAUAUCUAUAUAUUAAACUUGCAUUUAUGUAAAUUCAAAAUAGCCGUGAUAUUUAUUUUACUCUAUUAUAUUUGUGAACCGAUUAGAAUAAAAUACACAGACUACAUUUUAAGUGAACUCACCACAGUAUGUUAGUAAAAACUACAC
Molecule: messenger RNA, 624 nt
Organism: Achroia grisella
Lineage: Eukaryota; Metazoa; Arthropoda; Insecta; Lepidoptera; Pyralidae
Product: endocuticle structural glycoprotein SgAbd-5-like
Exons: 3
Coding region: 89-466 (125 amino acids)
Cellular component (GO): chitin-based extracellular matrix
Molecular function (GO): structural constituent of chitin-based larval cuticle
Source: RefSeq, a predicted model, not a curated record